Molecule: messenger RNA, 984 nt
Organism: Mesitornis unicolor (brown roatelo)
Lineage: Eukaryota; Metazoa; Chordata; Aves; Mesitornithiformes; Mesitornithidae
Product: protein LMBR1L-like
Exons: 10
Biological process (GO): receptor-mediated endocytosis; signal transduction
Molecular function (GO): transmembrane signaling receptor activity
Source: RefSeq, a predicted model, not a curated record
AUCUGCACCCUCCUCUUCGCCAGCCUCUACAUCCUCUGCCAUUUCAUCUUAACCCACUUCCAGAAGCACACGGACUUUGCGGCGGUGGGAUAUGGGAGCUGCUGGGGUCAGGGGCCGUUGGCAGCCACGCUCGGNNNNGUCCUCCUGCUGCCCUUCUCCAUCAUUAGCAACGAGGUGCUGCUCUCCUUCCCCCACAACUACUACAUCCAGUGGCUGAACGGGUCCCUCGUCCAUGGCCUCUGGAACUUGGUCUUCCUCUUCUCCAAUCUGUCCCUCGUCUUCCUCAUGCCCUUCGCUUACUUCUUCACCGAGUCGGAGGGCUUUGCAGGAUCCAAGAAGGGCAUCAUGGCCAGGGUGUACGAGACCUCGGUGGUGCUGCUGCUGCUGACGCUGCUGGUGCUGGGCAUGGGGCCCAUCCUGCACUGGGUGUGGGUCCCUGGGGUGCCCGGCUGGGAGCAGGGUCUGCUCCCUGCAACGGUGCUGGGUCUGGAGGGGCCGCAGUGCGGUGCUGAGCCCCCAGCCCUGACCCAGGACCCUUCUGGGGAUGCGGGGAGGGGUUGGGUGCUGGGGCACCCCCUGCUCAGCCGUGUGCCCCCCGCAGUGUGCACGCCCUUCGGCCUCUCCACCAUGUUCACCGUCACGGGGAAGCUGCUGGUGAAACCCCGGCUGGAGCUGCGGCACCGAGUGUCACCCUGGCAGAAGAACCUGGGCUACCCCCUGGCCAUGCUGGGCCUCCUGGCACUGACGGGCAUCUCCGUGCUCAUCGUCUGCGUCCACGAGCUGCUGCUGGAUGAGGCCGAGAUGCCACGAGGCAUCCAGGAUGCAUCCCUGGGCCAGGUCUCCUUCUCCAUCUUCGGUUCCUUCGGAGCGGCCCUGCAGGUCGUCCUCAUCUUUUACCUGAUGGUCUCCUCCAUCGUGGGUUUCUACAGCUCGCCCCUCUUCACCCGGCUGCUCCCCGAGCGCCAGGACACCCCCCUCACCAAG